CGGCGGAGGUGGACGCGGGCCUGCGGGCUGCGUGCCCGACGGGGGAGCGCGGGGCGGGCGGUGGGCUCAAGUGGACGCGUUGCGGGCUCCUCACCGCGCGGGCCCGGGCAGCGCCCAGACCGGCGGCGGACGCCCGGGCGGCUGAGCGGGCGCCUCGGCCUGGAGCAGCACGCGCGUUCCCGCGGCGGAGGACGCGCUCGUGAGCUCGCUGCUGCCCGGCUCUCCCACCCGGAGGGCCCUCGCCGCGCCGUUUGGAAGAUGGGCCCCGCGGGACGCCUGGUGACCAUCAAGAGGAGCGGCGGGGACGGCGCCCACUUCCCGCUGAGCCUGAGCACCUGCCUGUUCGGGAGGGGCGUUGAGUGUGACAUCCGCAUCCAGCUUCCUGUUGUGUCCAGGCAGCACUGCAAAAUUGAAGUCCAAGGGCAGAAGGCAGUCUUGUUCAAUUUCAGUGCCGCAAAUCCAACGCAGGUGAAUGGAUCUGCCAUCGACGGACCCGUGCAGCUGAAACACGGCGACGUGAUCACUGUCAUUGACCGCUCUUUCAGGUAUGAAGACGGCCGUCAUCAGAGUGGAAGCACAUCCGCCGAGUUUCCAGGACAAAGGCGUGGACAGGCCUCUCCACGUCGGGUCUCCAGGUCUAGCUUCUCUUCCAACCCUGAUGGUGAAGUUGAAGGUCACGGUGCUGCCUGCCCCCAAUUCACUGAAGAAGGUGUUUCAGAAGAGCCUCUGGUCCUCACGGAGGGUGUCCGGGUGGCCCGUGCCAUCUCGCGCAGCUCUGGAGGUCCUGCUCCCAGGACCCCCGCUGAUGGGCACUGCUCAGAACCCCUCGGAGAUGACCGCAGAAACACGGCGGGUCCCCCGGCCGGGAGCCCUGGGGAGGGUUCCCGUGGGACCCUAGUGAGCAGGAAUGGAGAACCGGAGGCUGUUCCCUCUCCGUGGUGUCUCGAGAGGGGUGGGGAGAAGGAGUCUCCCUUUAGGAAGCUUUAUGAGUCCAUGAAGGAAAAGUUAGAUGAGAAGUCAGAAAAAGAGAAUGUUCUACAGCAUCGUAGAAAAUCGGGGUCCCGGGGUCACUGUGCCGCCGACUCUGAAAGCGUUGGUGGUUCAUGGGGCGGGACGGCACUACAGGGCUCCCCCAAGUCUUGGCGGAGGUCCUGGCGGGGCUCCCAAACAAAGGCCGUCCCCGCUCCAGAACAGCGAGAGGAAGAGAGAGCAGGCGAGGGGCCUGGCCCCACUGCUGAGGCCACCGCGAGUCCCAGCGUCUCCCCCACGGAGACGAUAAGAGGCAACACCCCCGUCCCGUGCUCACACCGAAAUUCCUCACGGAAGCGCCGGAGCGGAGGCGGGAGCUGUGUCCACGCGGGUGAGCCCGUGAACCCAGAGCAGACUGCGGCUUGCACUCCGAAGAAGCUCUUCUCUGAACACGGAACGCCCACCAGAGGCGAAAGUGCUGACGACUUCGGAGACACACCAGAGAAAGUCUUUUCCAGAAAGAGGCGGAACAGCCUCCCUCCAAAGGUCGACAUUCGUGCUACGGAAACAGAAAUUCCGAAGCCAGCAGUGCUCACCCCUCUGCGGGUCCACGUGGAGAGGAAGGUUCCAGGCGGUUCUCUCGGGCCGCCCUGGCCACUGGGCGCCGCAGCUGGCUGCCCUGGCCUCAGUUCCACUGAUGUCAGCGACUGGGAGGAGUCCCCUCAUGAGAUGGAGGGGGUGCCCUUGAAGACAAGGCGGGUCUCCUUUGGGGGCCGCCUGAGACCCGAAUUAUUUGAUGAAAACUUACCUCCUAAUACGCCUCUGAAGAGAGGAGAAACGCCCAUGAGGAGGAGGUCUCUUGUGACCCACGCUCCGGCCGUCCUCAAGAAAAUCAUCAAGGGACAGCCUCAGGAGUCAGGAAAAGAAGGUUCUUCAGAAGUACGUCUGGAAGUGACCACACAAAACGUGUGCGUGAGCUCCCCAGCUUUCCAUCCUACAAAAUCAUCUUCAGUGGCAAAUGACAGUCGCCGCAGGUCAUCCAAGCCACCAGCCUCGAGUGGCAGCCAGUCGCCACCUCAGACAGAGGUUCCUAAGAGGGGCGGGAGGAGGAGCAGCAGUGGCGCGCCUUCCCAGAGGGCCCCCUCGGAUCGGGGCCAGCACGGCCUCCUGCAGAUGAUUCGGGCCCGCAGGAGGAGCGGCGCCUCGGAAGCCAAUCUGAUUGUGGCAAAGUCGUGGGCAGACAUAGUCAAGCUCAGUGCCAAACAGACACAAGCUAAGGCCGUGAAACACGGUCCUCCCAGACAGCCGAGCAGGAGGCGGAGGAGGGCCAACACCCCAAAGAAGCCUACAGGCUGUGCGUACAACGAGUUCAGCACAGGCCAUGCCAACUCUCCCUGCACCAUUGUAAUAGGGAAAGCGCACCUGGAGAGGGUGACCGCGCCCGCUCGGCCCUACAGAAUGCUGAACAGCUCCAUGUUGAACAGGAAAAUCGACUUCAGCGAAGACCUUUCAGGACUCACAGAAAUGUUCAAGACCCCAGCGAAAGAGAAGCCCAAGAAGAUGAGCUUACGUCUCACCGCUUUUUCAAACUCAGAGGGUUUGUUUAGAAAACAGUUUCAAGUACCUGAGUCUGAAGAAAAACCUCUGCUCUGCACCCCUGCGAAGUUUGGAGAGAAUGUGUUCCCCAGUGCUCAGAGUGCACCGGAAGAGCCAUCAGAUAAAAAGUCUGCAAGCCCAGCCCUGAGAAAAGAGUAUAUGACAGGAAAUAAAAACAUGUUGACUCCACCAUCUGAGACAGAGCCUUCAAGGACAGCAUCCAGGGUGAAGAAGUCCAGGAGGUCUGUGGGGCUCAGAAAUACCCAGGGGUCAGGUACAGGGUGUGAAAAAGAAGACCCAGAGUUUGACACUGUUGAGAGCAUCUUGGGAAGAUGUCUGAGAAAAUCGCCAGCACAGGAGCAACUACUGGAGGGAGAGAUGAAGGAGAGCGAAAGAGCCUUUGCGACAUGUAAGAGAAACUUUGAAUCAAAAGAAAAUUCUGAAAAGAGGAUACUGAGGAGAUCAAGAAGAUCUUCAGACCUGAAAUGUGCACAAAGAACAGAUGUAAUCGCCACAAAGACAUUGCAAGAGUCAGAAUCCAAGGAAGGCCUGGUGGGCAUCCCCUGUUUUCUCCAAACCCCAGGUUAUGCCGAGGCACCAGUGGGUAUGGAGAACAAAGCCACAAUGAGGUGCUGCAGAUCUCCAAAACCAGAACCAGUCAGCACACUGAGCGAGAUGAAUGUAGAGAUCAAGACACCUUCCCAGAGUGUGAGUGCAGAAGCUCUCUCCGUACGCAGGAAGCCCACACAAACCCCAGGGGAUACCAAGCACACACACAAAGAACCAGUAGGUGGUGACGAAAGCAUGAAGGCAUCAAAGACAUUUCCGGAACAGCAACAGGACUCAGCAGAUCAUGUAAUUGGAAGUAGGAGUAGGCCAAGAACACCCAAGAAAAAGGCCCAACCCAUAGAAGACCUGGCUGGCUUUAAAGAGCUCUUCCAAACUCCUAAACACACUGUGGAAACAGUGACUGAUGACAAAACCAUGAAGAUACCUAGUAAAUCUCCAAAAGCAGAGCCAGUCAGCAGACCAUCCAGCACAAAGAGACAUCUCCGGACACCUCUGGGGAAAGUGGAUGUGGAGGAAGAGCUCUCGGCCCUUGAGGAGUCUACACCAACACCAGGGGAAACCACACACUCUCCUGGAGAACCAGUAGGUGAUGAUGAAGAUAUCAGGGCAUUGAAAGGAACUCCAGAACAGAAACAGCACUCAGCCCAACAUGUAAGUGGAAGCAGAAGGAGGUCAAGAACACCCAAGAGGAAGGCUGAACACAUAGAAGACCUGAUGGGCUUAAAAGACCUCUUCCAAACACCCAAUCAUAUAGUAGAACCAGUGACUGAGGACAAAACCAAGAAAACAUCCAGCAAAGCUCCAAAAUUAGAACCAGUCAGCACACCGAGCAAGAUAAAUGUAUGGAUCAAGACACCUUCCCAGAGUGUGAGUACAGAAGUUAUCUCUGUACUCAGGAAGUCCACACAAACUCCAGGGGAUACCAAGCACACACACAAAGAACAAAUAGAUGGUCUUGAAAGCAUGAAAUCAUCAAACAAAUUUCCAGAACAGCAGCAGGACUUAGCAGAGCAUGUAACCAGAAGCCGAAGGAGGUCAAGAACACCCAAGAAAAAGGCCCAACCCAUAGAAGACCUGGCUGGCUUCAAAGAGCUCUUCCAAACCCCAAAUCACACAGAUGAACCGAUGACUGAUGACAAAACCAUGAAAAUACCCAGCAAAUCUCCCAGACCAGAACCAGUCAGCAGACCAACCAGCACAAAGAGACAUCUCAGGACACCGCUGGAGAGAGAGAACUUAGAAGAGUUCUCAGGCCUUCGGAAGCCCACACAAACCUCAGGGAAAAUUACAUGCUCACCCAGAGACCCAGAAGGUGAUGCUGAAGAUAUCAGGGCAUUGAAGGGAACUCCAGAACAGAAACAGGACUCAGCCCAACAUGUAAGUGGAAGCAGAAGGAGGUCAAGAACACCCAUGAGGACGGCUGAACCCACAGAAGACCUGACUGGCUUGAAAGAGCUCUUCCAAACACCGAAUCAUGUUGUGGAAACAGUGACUAAUGACAAAACUACCAAGGUACCCAGCAAAUCUCCAAAACCAGAACCAGUCAGCACACUGACCGGCACAAAGAGACGUCUCAGGACACCUCUGGGGAAAAUGGAUGUGGACGAAGAGCUCUCCACCCUUGGAGAGUUUACACCAACUCCAGGGGAAACCACACACUCUUCUGGAGAACCAGUAGGUGAUGAUGAAGAUAUCAGGGCAUUGAAGGGAACUCCAGACCAGAAACAGGGCUCAGCUGAACAUGUAACUGGAAGCAGAAGGAGGUCAAGAACACCCAAGAGGAAGGUUGAACCCACAGAAGACCUGACCGGCUUCAAAGAGCUCUUCCAAACACCCAAUAAUACAGUAGAACCCAUGACUGAGGACAAAAUCAUAAAAACACCCAGCAAAUCUCCCAAACCAGAACCAGUCAGCACAAAGAGAUGUCUCAGGACAACUCUGGGGAAAGUAGAAUUAGAAGAAGAGUUUUCAGGCCCUAGGACUCUCACUCAAACAUCAGGAGAAACCGUACACUCUCCUGAACCAGAAGAUGAUGAUGAAGAUAUCAGGGCAUUGAAGGGAACUCCAGAACAGAAAUGGCACUCAGCUGAACAUGUAAGUGGAAGCAGAAGGAGGUCAAGAACAACCACAAGGAAGGUUGAACCCACAGAAGACCUGAUUGGCUUCAAAGAGCUCUUCCAAACACCCAAUCGUGUCAUGGAAACAGUGACUAAUGACAAAACUACCAAGGUACCCAGCAGAUCUCUCAAACCAGAACCAGUCAGCACACCAACCAGCACAAAGAGACGUCUCAGGACACCUCUGGGGAAAACGGAUCUGGAGGAAGAGCUCCCGGCCCUCAGGGAGUUUAUACCAACACCAGGGGAAACCACGCAUUCUCCUGGUGAACCAGUAGUUGAUGAUGAAGAUAUCAGGGCAUUGAAGGGGACUCCAGAACAGAAACAGGGCUCAGCCGAACAUGUAAGUGGAAGCAGAAGGAGGUCAAGAACAGCCAAGAAGAAAGUCCAACCCACAGAAGACCUGGCUGGCUUCAAACAGCUCUUCCAAACUCCAAAUCACACAGAUGAACCAAUGACUGAGGACAAAACCAUGAAAAUACCCAGCAAAUCUCCCAAACGAGAAUCAGUCAGCACACCAACUAGCACAAAGAGACAUCUCAGGACACCUCUGGGGAAAGUGGAUUUAGAUGAAGAGUUUUCAGGCUCUAGGAAGCCCACACAAGCAUCAGGGGAAACAACACAUUCUCCUGGAGACUCAGAAGGUGACGAUGAAGAUAUCAGGGCAUUGAAAGGAACUCCAGAACAGAAACAGCACUCAGCCCAACAUGUAAGUGGAAGCAGAAGGAGGUCAAGAACAGCCAAGAGGAAGGUUGAACCCACAGAAGACCUGACUGGCUUGAAAGAGCUCUUCCAAACACCGAAUCAUGUUGUGGAAACAGUGACUAAUGACAAAACUACCAAGGUACCCAGCAAAUCUCCAAAACCAGAACCAGUCAGCACACUGACCAGCACAAAGAGACGUCUCAGGACACCUCUGGGAAAAACAGACGUGGAGGGAGAGCUCUUGACCCUAAGGGAAUCUACACCAACACCAGGGGAAACCAUAUACUCUCUUGGAGAACCAGAAGAUGAUGCUGAAGAUACCAGGGCAUUGAAGGGGACUCCAGAACAGAAAUUGGACUCAGCUGAACAUGUAACUAGAAGAGGAAGGAGGUCAACACCCAAGAGGAAGGUUGAACCCACAGAAGACCUGACGGGCUUCAAAGAGCUCUUCCAAACACCCAGUCAUAUAGUAGAACCGGUGACUGAAAACAAAAUCAUGAAAAUACCCAGCAAAUCUCCCAAACCAGAACCAGUAAGCACACUGACCAACACAAAGAGACGUCUCAGGACACCUCUGGGGAAAAUGGAUGUGGACGAAGAGCUCUCGACCCUUGGAGAGUCUACCCCAAUACCAGGGGAAACCAUACACUCUCCUGGAGAACCAGAAGGUGAUGAUGAAGCUAUCAGGGCACUGAAGGGGACUCCAGAACAGAAACAGGACUCAGCCCAACAUGUAAGUGGAAGCGGAAGGAGGUCAAAAACAGCCAAAAGAGUGAAUCAACCCAUAGAAGACCUGGUAGGCUUCAAAGAGCUUUUCCAAACACCAAGACACACAGUAGAAUCAAUGAUUGAGGACAAAGCCACCAACAUGCCCUGCAAAUCUGCACAAGCAAAACCAGCUGUCAUGCCAACUGGCAGAAACAGGCGGCUCAAGGCACCACCAGGGAAAGUAGUCAUGAAGGAUGAACUCUCAGUCCUCCAGAGUUCCACACGGAUAUCAAGGAAAAUCACACGAUCUCACAGAGAACCAGAGGGUGGAGAUAAUGAUAUGAAAUUGUUUAAGGAAUCUCCAGAACAGAAACUGCUCCCUGCAGAAAAUGUAACUGCAAGCAAGAGGAGACUGAGAACACGUAAGGAAAAGGCCCAGGUUCUAGCAGACCCAGGCAGCCUUAAAGAGCUCUUGCAAGUACCAAAUCACACAGAGGACCCAGUGGCUGUUGCCACCAGCACUGAAAUGCCCUCUGGAUCCUCACAGGCAGAAGCGGUCAUCAUGCCAGCAAGGACGAGGAGACAGCUCAAGGCACCUCCAGAAAUGGUGGCAGUGCAGGAAGAGUCCUUAGCCCUCAGGAGGCCCAGAGGGACAUCAGGGAAAACCACAAGAUCACACAGAGAACCAGAGGGAGCAGAUAAGGAUACGAAAUUGUUUAAGGAAUCUCCAGAACAGAAACUGCUCCCUGCAGAAAAUGUAACUGCAAGCAAGAGGAGACCGAGGACAUGUAAGGAAAAGGCCCAGGUUCUAGCAGACCCGGGCAGCCUUAAAGAGCUCUUGCAAGUACCAAAUCACACAGAGGACCCAGUGGCUGUUGCCACCAGCACUGAAAUGCCCUCUGGAUCCCCACAGGCAGAAGCGGUCAUCAUGCCAGCAAGGACGAGGAGACAGCUCAAGGUACCUCCAGGGACAGUGGCAGUGCAGGGGAGAGCCACGAGGUUGCACAGAGAGCAUGUAGACGGUGCCAAAGACAUUGAAGUGUGCAAGGGACCUCCAAGGCCGGAGCUAGGCCCUGUGGGAAACGCUGUGGGCAGCGGACGCCUGCUAAGAUCAAGGAAGGGAAAGGCCCAGCCCCCGCACAGCCCAGCCAACAGCAAACAGCUCCUCCAAAGCCCAGCUCAAAACAAGGAACUGGGCACAGACACUGCGAGCGUUACGAGACCUUCAACUCAAACACCAGACCAAAGUAAACCUGUAACAACGUCCAGAAGAGCCCUAAGGGCCCUGAACAUGAAGCCCAUAGAAGAGCUGGUAGACAGCAGGGACCCUGUAAAAUCACAAAGUGAGACCAACGCCACCCAGUCCCCUAAGAGGAAGCGUGAAGAUGGGAGCUGUGCAGGCCUGGGGAGGCUGCGCCCCAGGACUCGCACCCAGGACACUGCAGAGGGGCAGCCACCACGGAAGAGGCAGCGGACAACUCCCAGAGAGCAGUGCACGCCCCUGGAGCCCUCUGAGCCAAAGAAGGGGCGGAGAGUUUUGAGAGACGGCAUUGAACCUGUGGAUGACCUGCCCAGCGCCAACAGGAAAACAAAAAAUAAGGGCCGAAAAGAAGACGCGACCUCCCCAAACAAGGGAGUGUCCCUGUGCUCUAGUCUCCCAAAUAAAACCAAGGCAGCAGGGCAAAGGCAUGAGCUUAUAUCACCAGGAAAGGUUCAAAGAAAGCGGAAUGAAAAGAAGCCUGUGAAAUCCUCCCCAGAGGUGGAGAUUCAAAACCUGGAAGGUGGAGCCCAGAAUUCUGCUCCUGGGGUCAAAGUGCAUGAGAGGAGAACACCCCCGAGACCUGGAAGACGGGGUAAGGUGCCUGCGCCCUGUGGAGCCGAGGAGAAAGCACUGGCGAGCAGCGUGGAGACCCACAGGAAGGCUCGGGGGGAGAAAGGAGGAGCCCCACGUUCAGGUUUCAUAUGCUUGCGAUCCAGAAAGGUGACAGUCCCUCCUACAGGGGACACUUCAGAGAGUCAGUCCGAACAGAGAGUGAUGCGGAGUGCCAAGCGACCUGUGGAAGAUGCAGGCAAGGCAAGUGGCUUACUGUUUGCUUUCCAUAGUAAGCAGGGAAUGUUUCCAGGUGCUUUUGCUCCGUGUUGCAGAAGCAGACGAAACACACUGCACACGGUACCAGGCUCCCAGUUAGGCAGCGGAGUGUCUGCACACGCGUUUGUGUUUGUAGCUGCACCUGGUGACAUGUGUCCGGGGUUCCCACUGCAGCAGCAAACUCGUUAUGGAGGCGCCGGUCAGGAACCACUGGGACGUUAGGCAGCGGCGCUUCUAGCUGCUCAUUCCGGUCCCACCCGGUGCUCACGUCCCAGGCAGAGGCCUGCGGCCUCCUGCCAGUUCGGCUGAGGUGACUGAGGCUGUGGGUGGGCCGCUCGGGUCUUCCAGGGGUCCCUUCAGAAAGCCAGGGUGAAGCCCAGUGGGCUGUGCCGCGGAGGUGCCUCUGCUCUUCGAGUCCCAGGUCAGUCGGAAGUGCUGCGUCCUGUCACCCUCCCGAGUCAGAUGCCAUCUAAGUUAAAGGACAGUCAGUGCUGCUAAGGUCAUGUCACAUUCAGCAGCUCAUGGGCUACCUGUCAUUUGAGUGAGUCCACAGGGCCCGGUGCAGUUCCGUCAGUGUUCCUCUCGGGAGCACUCGGCUGGGUGUUUUAAAGAAAAGAGUCACAGAGGGUCCCUGUCUGUGUGUGGGACACGCUUGCUUCCCAGGGCGCAGGUAGAGAUACUGUGACCCCCGUGGUGAGCAGACCGCAGGACACAGCCCUGUGGUGGGCUGCCAGCCACUGAGGCCCUGCUGAGGCCCACCCACGUCCAGGGUGGCUUUGAAGUCCUGCCCCGCUAGAGUCAUAGGGACUGGGGCAGAGCCACGGGCCAGCGAAGACGGGCGUGUGUCCACCCGCUGCCCGCCCUUCCCCGCCCUUCCCUGCCGUCUCUAACAUGGCCCCCACUUCACAGUCGGGGGCAGCACACGGCUCCAUCUGGCCUGAGAGCUCACUCAGGUGCCGGGCAUUUGGGCCCCUGCAGUUGGGGCUCAGGCGUUCCCUGUCACUCGCACCCCCCUAGGGUUUUUCAUUGUUGCCUUGUGUUUUUCUGACCCUGCCCCACCCCCGCCUUAAGGAUCACUUGCUGGAGUUCUUGGUGGGAAGUGCUCUCCCACCUCACGAUGCGCUCUUCCCGACCACAGGCGUGGGGUUGGGGCUGUGAGGUGGGGGCUCGGACGCCUGGCCGCUCGCCUGGAAGCGGGGCAGGGACACCCGGGCGCCACUCUGAAAAGGCGUCAUCUUCGUGUUAGAUAUUAGGGUGGACCUCCCUCUCCUAACCGUUCACACGGCAGGUGGCCGGGGUCACACCCCCACAGUGCUGAGCUGAGUGACCGUCCCCUUCACACACAGUGGUGGUGGGUCCUGUACCCAAAAGGUGUCAUCCUGGCGCACAUUUGAUUUUACUUUCCUGAGCGGUAUUUUUUAACUAGUAAAGCUCUGUGUAUUUGUGUGGAAAUUCUUUUAGUUAUGUAUUAACUUAAAAACAGGUCACAAAUGUUUUACUAAAGGACCACACAUAUUUAAGUUUAUAAAGCCAAAUAAUCAAAACAGUUUAAGGACCAACCGUAAUGUUCUCAGGCAGCCUCCCCCGUGGCUGGGGGGGGGGGGAGGAUCAGAGUUGGCUGCAAAGAUCGUCGUUGUAAAUGACUUGAGUUGUAUUUUUAUUCCCAAACAGGAGAAUGACAACAAGUGUGUCAAGAAAAUGAGAACCAGGAGUCGUCGGGGACAGUGAAGACAUUCAGCUGAGAUGUGUGUUUAAGGGAAGAAAGCUUUUAAAAAUUUCUGGCUCUGCAAGGUCUGUUCGGGCCCGUGGAGGGUAUGAAGGAGCUGCUCACUGCGCUGAAAUGACAAAAACUGAAGACGGCGGGCCCUGGAGUGGAUUCUGCAGUCCGCUGCCUGCCUGGGCUCUAGCACUUGCAUUGUAAAUGCUUCUGUGUUUGCCUGUGUCCCCAUCAGAACCCGGAAGGUGGGGCCCUGCCCUCAGGUCCCCACACUGGGAGCGGGUCAAGGAUAGGCUCUCGGUGACUCGAGAUGAUGCGCCUGCCAUGGCGGACAUGCGUGGCCCUUGCUCCGGGGCUGUUGGGUAUCUGCCCAGGACAGUCUCAUUGUCGGGGACUUCCGUCUAAGGGACUACAAGUGACUUGGACGAUGGCUUGUGACCCCCUCUUCGGGGUACAGGGGUCACUACAGUGGAGGGCUUGCCUUGUUCACUUGAUGAGUAUUCGCCUAAACUCGGAGUGCUGUCCUCUGAGAAGGGCCCCACCCACCUGCCAGGGCGCUGCUGGCUUCCAAGCUGCAGCUACACCCCUCUUGGCUUCCCUGCUUUGGCGUCAUUCACCUUUUCCGAGCAUCUCCUGGCCCCGGCCCACCUGUGCUUUUCCAACUGCACCUGUCUACUCGGUGCCCCGUACCUGCCAUGUGCAGGAAGUGACACAGCCACCCGAACACAGGGCCUUUCUCAGCGUGGGGCACGAGGUCCCGCCCCCGCCAGCCCGCACCUCUUAGCCCCAUUUUAAGCCCACACUUCUUUCUUGUCUCAGGCCUGAUGCACAUCUAACUGUUGGGUGUCUCCCUUUUUAUGUUCCACUGUGUCCUGUCCCUCUGUGUCCCCUCAGUCAGAAAACAGCACACCUUCCUUCCAUCCAGUCACCCGUCCGGACCCUCCCCAUUCACCUGCCUUGCCCGGCUACGGUGAACAUGAAGACUGAGAAGGCGGCUGUCCCUUGUCUGUCCUCGUCCCGUGUCUGUUGCACUGGGCCAGGCUCACACGAAAAUAAAACAUUUGUGAAGGA
This is a messenger RNA of Artibeus jamaicensis (Jamaican fruit-eating bat), 11542 nucleotides long. RefSeq names its product marker of proliferation Ki-67 (gene MKI67). Gene Ontology annotation, biological process: regulation of mitotic nuclear division; regulation of chromosome segregation. The transcript is spliced from 15 exons. Gene Ontology annotation, molecular function: protein binding. Lineage: Eukaryota; Metazoa; Chordata; Mammalia; Chiroptera; Phyllostomidae. The record is from RefSeq and is a predicted model, not a curated record. Bases 259 to 8976 code for a protein of 2905 amino acids. Gene Ontology annotation, cellular component: nucleus; chromosome.